This is a messenger RNA of Drosophila kikkawai, 3011 nucleotides long. RefSeq names its product glutamyl aminopeptidase. Gene Ontology annotation, biological process: proteolysis; peptide catabolic process. Gene Ontology annotation, cellular component: cytoplasm. The record is from RefSeq and is a predicted model, not a curated record. Gene Ontology annotation, molecular function: metalloaminopeptidase activity; peptide binding; zinc ion binding. Lineage: Eukaryota; Metazoa; Arthropoda; Insecta; Diptera; Drosophilidae.
CGCAUUAUUGGGCCAGCAGUUAGUACGUCCAAAAGUUUCGUUAGUUAGUCGCUCGCGAUAGGUGCGAUUGCAAAGAUGUUUUUGUCGGGCUAUUGGCUACAGGUGGUUCUCUCCUGGGCGGUGGUGGCCUUUGCCACUGCCACCGUGGUGGUGGCUGUGCAGAAUGCGAAGCUGGAGCAGGAUCUGCGGGACGUGCAGAGCAAGAUCGACAUAUUCGAGGAGUGGAACGGAGCAAAGAACCAGCGGGUGAAGCGGGAAGAUAGUAUUGAUUAUCGCCUGCCCACGGCUCUGGUGCCCACGCACUACGAGGUCUACUGGCAUCCGGACCUGGAAACGGGAACCUUCACUGGCCAGGAGAGGAUCAGCAUCACAGUGGUCGAGGCCACCAACCAGAUUAUCCUGCACUCAUACCUGCUUGAAAUCACGAGUGUCUAUGUCCUAAACCGUGAAGUGGAGAGCUUUGAGCUGGAGACGGAGCGCCAGUUCUUGAUAAUCACUCUAACACAGGAGCUGCCGGUGGAUGCCAGCAUCACCCUGGGCAUCAUAUUCAAUGGACAGAUGAAGGACAAGCUUGUGGGCCUCUACAGCAGCACCUACCAGAACGAGGCGGGAGCGCAGAGAAACAUAUCCACAUCGCAAUUCGAGCCCGUCUAUGCCCGCCAGGGAUUCCCUUGCUUUGAUGAGCCCGCAAUGAAGGCCACCUUUGCCAUAACAGUGGUUCAUCCCAGUGGCUCCUACCAUGCCAUCUCCAACAUGAAAGAAAUCGAAUCAAACUACUUGGGCGAUUAUACUGAGGCCAUCUUCGAGAGUACUGUAAAGAUGAGCACCUACCUGGUGUGCGUCAUCGUCUCCGACUUUGCCUCACAAGAAACAACGGUCAGGGCGAAUGGCAUCGGUGAAGACUUCUCCAUGCAGGCCUACGCCACGUCCCAUCAGAUCGACAAGGUGGAGUUUGCUCUGGAGUUUGGAGCAGCGGUCACGGAGUACUAUAUCCAAUACUAUAAGGUGGCCUAUCCCCUGACCAAGCUGGACAUGGCCGCCAUUCCCGACUUCUCCUCGAAUGCGAUGGAGCACUGGGGCCUGGUCACCUACCGGGAGACCGCUCUGCUUUACGACUCCAGUUACAGCUCUACUCUUAACAAGCAAUCAAUUGCCGGCGUCUUGGCCCACGAGAUUGCGCAUCAGUGGUUCGGUAACUUGGUCACCAUGCAGUGGUGGAACGACAUCUGGCUAAAUGAGGGCUUCGCCCGCUACAUGCAGUACAAGGGAGUCAACGCAGUGCACUCGGACUGGGGAAUGCUGGAACAGUUCCAGAUCAUCGCCCUGCAUCCCGUUCUGCUGUACGACGCCAAGCUUUCCUCGCAUCCCAUUGUGCAGCAGGUUGACACUCCCGCCGAGAUCAGUGCCAUCUUCGACACCAUCAGCUAUGAGAAGGGCGGCUCCGUGAUCCGCAUGCUGGAAACCUACGUGGGCGCCGAGAACUUCGAGGAGGCGGUGACCAAUUAUCUGGUGAAGCAUCAGUUCCAGAACACGGUAACCGAUGAUUUCCUCACCGAAGUAGACGCUGUGGUGCCCGCUUUGGGCGUUAAGAAGCUGAUGCUUACCUGGACCAACCAGAUGGGUUAUCCAGUGCUAAAUGUAUCGAAGACAUCCGCCGGUUUCCUGGUUACCCAGCAGCGAUUCCUCUCCAACCCAGCCAGCUACGAGGAGGAGCCCGAGGAUAGCGAGUUUGGCUAUAAAUGGAGUGUUCCUAUCACCUACACUGCCUCCACCUGGGAAGAUGGUAGUGUGAGCAGUGUGGUCUACGAUUACGAUGUGGACUCCGUGGGCAUUGCUUUGGACAGCGACAUUGAGUGGAUCAAGCUGAAUGUCCAUCAGACGGGCUACUACCGGGUCAAUUAUGAGGAGAGCCUCUGGACCCUGCUCAUCCAGCAGCUGACCACUGAUCCCAGUCGCUUCGACAUCGCCGACCGAGCCCACCUCCUUAACGAUGCCUUUGCCCUGGCAGAUGCCAGCCAGCUUUCGUACAUCGUGCCGCUGGAGAUGACCGGCUACCUGGCCCAGGAGCAGGACUUUGUGCCCUGGUAUGUGGCGGCCAACAAGUUGAUCGCCAUCCACCGCAGCCUCAUGUUCAGUGAGGGAUACGUGUCCUAUCUCACCUACGCCAGGAGCCUCCUAGCCAACAUUUACCAGGAGUUGGGCUGGACUGUAGAUGCCAACAAUCACCUGAGAAAUCGCUUGAGGGUCUCGAUCCUGUCCGCCGCCUGUGCCCUUGGCCUGCCCGAUUGCCUGGAGCAGGCUUCCACCCGCUUCAACGCCUUCCUGCAAAACCCCACGACCGCCAGGCCAUCGCCCGAUCUCCGAGAGAUCGUCUACUACUACGGCAUUCAGGAGUCCAGCAGCCAGUCUUCUUGGCAGCAGCUGUACGCUCUUUUCCUGGACGAAGCCGACGCCAGUGAGCGUGUUAAGAUGAUGUACGGUCUGGCGGGCUCUCGAGAUGCCCAGACACUGUUCAACUUCUUGGAUCUGGGCUACGACGAGAGCAUCGUGCGCUCGCAGGACUACUUUACCCUAGUGCAAAACAUUGCUGCCAAUCCGGUGGGUGAGCCCGUAGUGUGGGAGUACUACCGCGAGCAUUGGCCCGAGCUCUCGGCGCGCUUCACCCUGACAAACAGGAAUUUUGGCCGCCUGAUUUCCCAGAUCACUCAGAACUUUGCCGGCACCGUGAAGCUAGAGGAGGUGCAGCAGUUCUACGCCAAGUACCCGGAGGCCGGAGCCGGAGCCAACUCCCGGCUGGAGGCCGUCGAGACGAUCAAGUACAACAUCGAGUGGCUGGCCAGGAACCGCGCUGACAUCACCGACUGGCUGAGCGGCACCGCCUCGCCGCUGCUGACCGCGAAAAACCAAUUGUAAAACCCAAAACAAGCCAAUUGGGCACUAAUUAGAAUUGCAUAAGCCUGUGAAAUUUCCGCUUGAGUUCAAUAAAAUAAAAUUCCAAAUCAAACCAUAAA